Messenger RNA from Acanthochromis polyacanthus (spiny chromis), 7292 nucleotides. It is a transcript of the gene rfx3, whose product is annotated as regulatory factor X, 3 (influences HLA class II expression). The transcript has 17 exons. Lineage: Eukaryota; Metazoa; Chordata; Actinopteri; Pomacentridae. Gene Ontology annotation, biological process: regulation of transcription by RNA polymerase II. The record is from RefSeq and is a predicted model, not a curated record. The coding region runs from base 184 to 2463 and encodes 759 amino acids. Gene Ontology annotation, molecular function: RNA polymerase II cis-regulatory region sequence-specific DNA binding; DNA-binding transcription factor activity, RNA polymerase II-specific. Gene Ontology annotation, cellular component: nucleus.
UCCCACCUGCCUGGUAAGGUUGCGCGCUGCCGGUGAGUUUUAUAGCAACUGUUGCCCAGUGAAGCAGCGCCAUAGUCACCGUAGUCCUGGCGACUGUAACCCACCAACAACAACCUCUCGCUCCAUCAUUACCACCUCCUCCACCAUCCUCAUCUUCAUCAACCAGUCCACAGCUCAGGCGCCAUGCAGACCCCUGAAGCAGGCGCUGACUCCACCUCCACUGUCCCUCUUCAGACCACCGUGCCUGUCCAGCCUACCGGCUCCACCCAGCAGGUGCCUGUUCAGCAGCAGGCCCAGACUGUUCAGCAGGUUCAGCAUGUUUACCCAGCACAGGUGCAGUAUGUCGAGGAAAACAGUGGUGUCUACACCAAUGGCAACAUAAGAACCUACUCGUACUCAGAGCCGCAGCUGUACAGCCAGAACAGUGGAGGGAGCUACUUCGACACGCAGGGCAGCUCGUCGCAAGUGUCCACUGUGGUGACAUCUCAUGGCAUGACCAACAACGGAGGAGGGGGCACUGGAGGAAUGACCAUGGGUCUGGCGGGGGGUCAGGUAAUCAGCAGCAGUUCUGGGGCUUACCUCAUGGACAACGCUGGACCGCACCCUGCCACCCAGACCGCACGAGCUUCCCCAGCUACUAUUGAAAUGGCGAUUGAGACGCUCCAAAAAUCUGAGGGUUUAUCCAGUCAGAGAAGCUCGCUGCUCAACAGCCAUCUCCAGUGGCUGUUGGACAAUUAUGAGACAGCAGAGGGAGUAAGUCUACCACGAUCCACCCUCUACAAUCAUUAUCUGCGCCACUGCCAGGAGCAGAAACUGGACCCUGUAAAUGCAGCCUCUUUUGGCAAACUCAUCCGCUCCAUCUUCAUGGGACUCCGUACAAGGCGCCUCGGGACAAGAGGAAACUCCAAGUAUCAUUACUAUGGUAUACGUGUGAAACCAGAUUCCCCACUCAAUAGACUCCAAGAAGACAUGCAGUACAUGGCCCUCAGGCAGCAACCUGUUCAGCAGAAACAGAGGUUUAAGCCAGUGCAGAAGUUUGAUGCCGGCUCUGGGGAGAAUUACUCAGGUGGAGGGCAGCACCACCCCGGUGCAGAAGAGCAGACGGUCAUAGCGCAGAGCCAGCAACACCAGCAGUUUCUAGAUGCAUCACGGGCACUCCCUGACUUUGUAGAGCUGGACCUGGGACAGAGCAAUACAGAGAACAUCAGCCCAGAGGACGUGAAAGCUCUCCAGUCCCUUUACAGAGAGCACUGUGAGGCUAUCCUGGAUGUGGUCGUCAACCUCCAGUUCAGUCUAAUUGAGAAGCUGUGGCAAACAUUCUGGCGUUAUUCACCCCCCGACACUGUAGAGGGUGCCACUGUAACAGAAAACAGCAGCAUAAGUGAGAUUGAAGCACGGCUCCCCCGAUCGCAGCUCUUGGUGCUGUGCAGAAAUGAGGCCAUACUCAAGUGGAUGAGCACCUGUGACCAUUUAAUGUACCAGGCCCUUGUGGAGAUCCUCAUUCCUGAUGUCCUGAGACCCAUUCCCAGUGCCUUGACUCAAGCCAUUCGCAACUUUGCCAAAAGCCUGGAAGGUUGGCUCAAUAAUGCCAUGAAUGCCAUUCCACAGAGAAUGAUCCAGACCAAGAUUGCCGCUGUUAGUGCCUUUGCGCAAACAUUGCGCAGAUAUACAUCUCUGAACCACCUGGCUCAGGCGGCACGUGCCGUGUUGCAAAACACAUCACAGAUCAACCAGAUGCUGAGUGAUCUCAACCGUGUUGACUUUGCCAAUGUACAGGAGCAGGCAUCAUGGGUGUGCCAGUGUGAGGAGGGGGUGGUUCAGCACUUGGAGCAGGACUUCAAGGCCACACUACAGCAGCAAAGCUCUCUGGAGCAAUGGGCAGCCUGGCUGGAUAAUGUGGUCACUCAGGUGCUCAAGCCCUACGAGCACCGGCCCAGUUUCCCCAGGGCGGCUCGGCAGUUCCUGCUCAAAUGGUCCUUCUACAGUUCGAUGGUGAUCAGGGACCUGACCCUGCGCAGUGCUGCCAGCUUCGGUUCCUUCCACCUGAUCCGCCUGCUGUAUGACGAGUACAUGUUUUACCUUGUGGAACAUCGCGUGGCUCAAGCGACUGGAGAGACGCCCAUUGGUGUCAUGGGGGAGUUUGACAGCCUCAGCACCUUAUCCCUUACAAACAUUGAUAAAGAUGAAACAAGCGGGAUGGACAGUGACUUAGAAGAGGACACGGAGGAGUCCGGGGAGCCUCUCGCCAAACGGGAAAAGUCGGAGCACGAGGUAAUCCAGGUGAUCCAGGUCGGGGCGCUGGAGGACGGGUCUCACCCUGUGGUGGGUGUCGUCCAGCCCGGUGUCCUCCACUCGCUGCCCCAGCCCCCGCAGGACCACACCGAGCACAUCCUCACCCCCUCUGCCGGUACUCCCACCAUCCGUCACUGCAGCACCACAGGCAACACCUACGCGUCCGUUUGAGGCUCUGAAGGCACAGCCCCAUCUUCUGCGGCCUGGCUUCGCUGUCUCGCUCUCCACAUAUCUUUCUCUCUGUGAGUCUCAAUGUUUGCGUCUCUUUCAUGCGUUGUCUCUGUCUGCACUCGUGUGGACGUGCUCUCCCCUCCCUAUCCAGCCUGGUCAGUGGAGCAGUGAUGAAAUGGUGAUGCUGUGGCCACGAUGUGCUGUCCUUGUCUGACUGCUUAGAUUCUGGAUGUGCUGUCAUCCCAUUAAGUCCGUGCUCUAACACAACGCAACAGCCGGCGGAAGGGACCUGGAGGAAAAGGACUAAUUUGACCCGUUAAACGUCGCACAUUUAGGUACGACUUACCGCCUCCUGUCUGUGUACACAGAUGGGUUUUAUUCUGGAGGAAAAUUCAACUCCUUCAAACUACUGAUGUCUCAGAGCUCAAAUCCAUGUCACUAGUCCCAGUGGAGCAAAGGCAUUGAUUGACUCGCCUAAUGUACAUAGUUUUGCUGUUCUUUCAAUUGGUAUUACCCAAAACUCAUGGUGCUAUCGUUGCGUUUUAUUUUGUUUUAAUUUUCGAAUUAUCCCUCAUAAUUUGAGUAUAAUUUAUGUCGACAAGCAUUCCAACUGGUGAUACACUUUUGGUUGAACAAAAUGUUUUUUGAGUAUUGUAUGUAGCUAAAAAACAAAGGGACAACUUUCUAUUUAUGUAUGACAUUCAAAUACGGAUCACGGAGCAGUUUCAUCUGUUCUGUUCGAAGAUUAUUUGGUAGCCGCCUGCCGAUGACCACUCAUAGCUUUUAGCCACAGAAAAAGAUCCCCCUAAAGAAAUGUCUGUGCUGCUACUACUGUAUAUAGAGAUGAGACUGAGAAGAAAGGCUGUUAAAAAAACAAAACAAACAAAAAAACACUUCCUCAAUGCUAGCUUUUCUAUGCACUCGGUGCAUGUCGCUUGCCUUUGUUCAUUUUAGAUGCUCUGUAGUGUGGUUUAUGUGACGAGCCGUAAUCUUGCAGACAACUUACUGGACACAUUUCCCCCGGUUUUGCAGUUUUCUGUCUUAAUGAAAUUUCUUAAGUGCACAGUGGACCAAAAAGAAAAAAAAAAAAAAAAACAAACCAAGAAGAGGAAUCUGAGAGUGAGCCACACACACAAAAACAAACUGUUUCCUGUCCCACAGUGCCAUGUUGCAGAGCAGAAGGAAUGUCAGGGAUUUCUUGUACCUCGGCUUUAUCAUAGUGCCUUAUCCUUAAAUGCAGCUGUCCAUGUAGUCCUGACUGUGCGCUGUAAAGAGCCCACAGCCCCUCUGCAUUGUCCCAGCCACAGAUUUGGCUUUUCUGGUGACUCGUGGCUGGAUUUGGGCUGGCUCAUCAGUGUUGAGACCGAGGGACGCAGGCACAGACACGCCCGUUGUUUUCCUCUCUGGAUCAGCUCUACUAAGCUCGUUACUUCUCUGAAUCACGGUCUUUAGCCUUGCUCCUGCCCUCACUCUGCCCUCUCGAGGCCUAUUCUUGCAUUAGCCUUUGCUAUUGGGUGAAGUGUGCGUGUGUAUGUGUGUGUUUGCGCGUGAACGUGGACGCGUGCAGUAGGUCUACGCUGUGUUUUUAUGUGCAUGUGUACAUGUGUCUGCGUGCUUGUGUGUGUAUGUGUUGGAACACAUCCAUCAGUCACCCUACCUCAAACCAGUGGUGCCAGCCCUUUGACGCGUGCAGCACAGUCACCAAACCUUAUUGCACACACGCCACUGUACUGCACAAAUCUCAACGCGAUAGAGAAAAUCGGCAUUGCUUUUCUCUCACCUCUGAUACAUUUUUCAUUUCAGUUUUUAGCUCAUGAAAUGCUUCAUUCCUUUGUUCCCUGUUUGAAGAUCAUCUUUGUACAGUGGACCAAAAGUAGAUAUUUUCUGAUAUUCAAAGAGAUAUAUAGAUAUAUAUAUGUAUAGUAUAUAUAAUGAUGACACACUACAUAUAUUUGUUGCUUUUUUUGUGGUUUGAUCGGAUUGUUUAUACGUGAAUGUUUCUUUCGGUAGCUCAUCUGUAAUUAGCUCAUAGACUGUGAAAUGAGAAAGGCAUGGGGACUAACUUCUGAUUCAUUAGACGACAUCUAUACUUGAACUGUUAUAGCCUUCUAUGUUGUGGAAAAUAUUGAGAUUAAUCCUCUGAAUAGGAGCAUUUUGUUACUAAAAUGAUUUCGUUCUUAUUUUUUUCGUGUACGGUGAAAUGGUCUGAACCCUUUCUCUGCAGAUGUUUAUUUAUUGAUAUUUAUUGUUGUUUUUGUUUUGGUUUACAUGCUUAUGUUAUGGCUACUGAGGAUAAAUCAUGAGUUAUACCACUGCAAAGAGCAGACCUACUGUACAGAAAGACGUUUUUUUUUCUUUAUAAGUCAAUGUAGUUUAAGGUAAAGACAAAAGGGUUGGCACUGUAUUUGCUGUAAUCACAGCCCUUAAAGGUUCGAUCACUAGUUUAAAAAAAAAUCCUUUAGAUACUAGCUGGAUACAGGAUCUUUGCCAUUUUUUUUCUUUUUUUUGUUUGGUUGGUUGUUUUGUUGUUACAGUGUAGGUUGUGUGCCUGUGUAGAAAACAUGCUUAACAGUAAAGAAGAGUGGGGGAAAGUUCAAAAACUUUGUGUCAUUUUAGCCUGCUGGGUCAGUGGACUGUCCCUGAUGAUUUUUUUAUUUUUUUGCUGGGUCAUUUCGGUGACACUUUUGGGGGAAUCUGAAAAAUCGAAUCCCCCCGAAGCCACGUUCCUCACUGGUUAAACCUAUGCUACACAUCUGAUACUAUAGCCUUACAAAGACAGACACUUCAACCCAGCAGGCUUGAAAUGUCUGCCUGACCUCAUCUAGGAACUGAGCGCACACAAAUCUGACUUUCUAACUAUAUCGAUCGACGGACAGUUUGAGAAGUCUGCGAGAAAAGGCCAACGAACUGCACUGUAAGCAGCUGCAAGUUUUAGGCCCAAGGCAUUUCGUUUACAUGGCAUCAGUCUGUGAACACUAUGAACUUGAGCGAGAGAAAGCUCCCGGACUCUUGGAAUUAAACUGUCGAAUGCAAGUUGGGAGAAAGAACUGAAAAUGUUCCGAUUUUUAAAAAAAGAUGAACGAACCCCAGAUCAUCUCUUAUACUUCCUCCCUUUAAAUCCGUGUUCACACAACUGUGAGAAAUAAAAUCUGACGAGCUCACACUGUAAAAAGUGAUGAGGUUCUGUCUGUAAAAUUUUAACACACAUUGUAAAUCUGGAUGUACUGUUAGGAAUGAAGGUUUUUUUUUGCGAGACCCGCUAUCUUGCCUGUUGCUUUUUUACCUUUCUCUCGCUGACUUAUUUUUUUUAAAUCAUCAUAUAUAUUAACUACAACACUGUAGAUGGUACCUUUCAUUAUUUUGUGCCUGAUGUGACAAUGGCUUAAACGAUGUUUUCUUUGAAUCUCAAUCGUGUGCUUUAGGAUCAUAAGUGCUUUCUGGUUUUGCACACCUGCCAUGUGCUGCUAGAAAACUGUCUCUCGCAAUCGAAUUCUUACCCCCCCUAAGUUUUAUUUUGUAAACCAGACAGUGCCAGAACAGUGAUUUCUGCAUCUCAAAGCCUGCCUGGUAAACGCUGGACUCGUGUCAAUGCUGCCAACACAAUUGUACUUUAAUUCUCAGUGUCUUUUGAAAAUUGAGAGGUAAGAUUGUUCUUUUUUGUAACAGCUGUUUGCAAAUGAGCCCAUUUCCAACCAUGAAAGAAAAAAAAAACGAGAUAUAAGCUAUUCCUUAACUUGUAAUAGGAGUGAAAGCUGAGAAAUGCCUCUUCACCUGGACAACGCGGCAGCUUCACUGACCCAUAGCAGACUCCAGUGCCUUUAAUUUUGCCCCGGCCAGAGCAGAUGGCCUGGGCGACUAUUGGGUCUCUGGUGGGCUACAGAUAGAGGCUACAGAGCAGACAUUUCAUUGCACAGGUGCUGCCACUGAGAAGACACCAGGGCUGAGGAAGCAGAAAGACCUGUCCUCAGACUGGACUAUUUAUUAUUUACUGGACGUGACACCACACACAGAGUAAAUUACACACGGUAGAUUACCUGCAAACAACUUUUUAUUGUAUAGAACUGGGUAAUGAACCAGGAGAGUUACUGUAAGUAAAAAUGCUCUGAGUUGUUUUUCUCAUGAUCGUGAUUUCUUUUGUCAAAUGAUAUUUUCUGAAUGCUGUGACCUGUUUGAGAUUUGUUUUUGUUUUUUUUCCUUUUCUUUUUUUCUUUUCAAGUGCCAUUUGACAGUCUAGUGAGUCGUGGCCAUCUGUAGCACGCUCUAAUGCAAGCACAAGCAUUUGGCAGUGGCAUUUGGGGAAGGUUUUUAUUUUUGAUUCACCCUAAAUGAAAAAUGUGUAUAUAUCAAAAACUGGAAAAGGUAUAUUUAUUUGUGUCCUAAUUAUUUGAUUUGUUCUUUUGGUGAACAUUUUAUGAUCUGAUAUGUUGGCUAAAGUGCUUUUGUGAUCUCCUUUUUUUUCCCCUCUUUUCUGGAUAAUGUAUAGUAUCUGAUAUAAUAUAUACACACAAAUUUCACGUGACUUUCUUUUUGUGUGCCGUUGAGUUUUCUUCACAUAAUGUAUAUUCUCAAAUUGGCAAGCGAACCAAUGUGUGUAGGGUGAUUUGUAUUGUGUAUUUUACAUGAAAAAAAAACAAGGACAAUUGGGGGACUUUUAUAUUUACAAAGACAUUAUCAUUUAGUGUGUCGUAUUGAUGAUUAUAGAAACUAUUAAAGACACAUGUAGUUUCGUUUUCUGAAUAUUUCAGAUCUCAGCUCAGGCUAGCUUCUUAGUGUUGUUUUCUUAAAAUUUGUGACUUGUCUUUGCAGUAAUAAACGUUUUCUUGUUCAAA